Vollenhovia emeryi is the source of this 5495-nucleotide messenger RNA. RefSeq names its product forkhead box protein N3-like. The record is from RefSeq and is a predicted model, not a curated record. The transcript has 6 exons. Gene Ontology annotation, molecular function: cis-regulatory region sequence-specific DNA binding; DNA-binding transcription factor activity. Gene Ontology annotation, cellular component: nucleus. Bases 310 to 1830 code for a protein of 506 amino acids. Gene Ontology annotation, biological process: regulation of DNA-templated transcription. Lineage: Eukaryota; Metazoa; Arthropoda; Insecta; Hymenoptera; Formicidae.
AAGACAGCGCUGUAAAGCCGAGAAGCAAGCAAGGAUUAUCGCGAAGAAAAUGUAUCGUCGACCCGCGGCAAAGUGGCGCUCUAGUUCGAAUCGAAGCGAGAAUCAGCGAGAAUAUCGAAUCGCGAGGGGAACACUCGCGGUGUCCCCGGCGUGGCGUGUCCCCCCCUCAACGCGCGGUGACGUCAGAAUAUGGCGUCUCGAUCAGCUGGAUGUUGUGUAAAGUGUGCCUGGCUGCGAUGUCCGUCUCGCGAGAUCUAGCGGAGACCACCGUCUGUCCGCCGUGAUACUGACCGGAAGACUCUAUGCAACAUGCCACCAGAUAGGCCGGAUGCAUCGGGUAUCGAAACUGACGUGGAACUGAACUCGCCUCGGGACUAUAAUUUCGGCGAGAACGCCUACGCGAUGAACGACAAGGAGAAGGAGAACGCGAGCGUGCUGGCCGACGCGAACUCGUCCAACGAAUGCCAGAGCGAGAUCCCCAGGUGGGACAAGUCCAUGGAGAAGAACAAUCAGUCGGACGACGAGCUGACGUCUCUCAGCUGGCUGCACCAGCAGAACUUACUUAAGGGUCUGGACAUUUCGGACCCCUCCAAAGACAUGAAGCACGAGAACAUGCUGAACAACAAUAUCUGCGACGACGUAGCGGAUUUCUCGGAAAACACCAACUCCGUGUCGAGCCUGGAUGAUAGUUUCUGUCCAGAGAGCAAUGGAAAGGCGAGCGUGACGCUGAACGGACACGGACAAAACUAUCAGCAUCCCGGCAAGAAUUGUCAAAAGCCCGCACAAAUAUUUCAGGAAUCCGCGAAAAGCCAUUGCAAUAUUUCGCCAAGUAAUCAAACGAAGAUUUCUUUGAGCAACAAUAAUUUGCCAAUGUCUAAUCGCAACAAGCACCCUACCCAUAUACCGUAUGAUCCUCAUUUACACAGAAAUAGCAAACCACCGUAUUCAUUCUCCUGCCUCAUAUUUAUGGCUAUCGAAGAUAGCGCCGUAAAGGCGCUACCCGUGAAGGAGGUUUACGCGUGGAUCCUGGAGCACUUCCCGUACUUCAGGAACGCCCCUACCGGAUGGAAGAACUCGGUCAGACACAAUUUGAGCCUCAACAAGUGCUUUCGGAAGGUGGAGAAAGCUCCGAAUUUAGGGAAAGGAUCGCUGUGGAUGGUGGACGCACAAUAUCGCCCAAAUCUGCUCCAGGCGUUGUCUCGUGCGCCUUUCCCGCCCCCUACGACCCAAAAUUUGUCUUCGUCGGAAAAGAUGCCCAGAAAGUGUGUAAAUGCACGUCUCCCGGAUCCGGUUCUCUUUCCGUAUCUAUCCAAAAGACUGGCGUCCAGCAAUAUCAACGAUAGCGCGGAAACCGAGAUUGAUAGCGACGUCGACGCGGCCGCCGCCACUAUGCUCUCCUUCAAGCAUGGACCUAUUAUUCUGAAUCACAAUAAAGAUCGUAAGCGAAAAAUGCCGGAGUCGGAAAAACUGGUGCCUGUAAUUACCAGGAGUUCCAGCGAAGAUCACACUUAUAGCUGUAUCGCCUCGAUAAAAUUGGGAAGCAAACAUUCGAACGAGGAAGAACCGUGUAAUCCAGACAUAGAUGAACAAAGGAAAAUUGCAGAGGGUGCGGACGCGCUCCUGAAUUUGGCGGGCGUUAGUACAGCGCUAAAUCACAAUAGAACGCAUCAUGUAACACAAGGUAUUAAUACGGCAUCGAAAUCGGAGGUUGUCGCGAAGCCAAAAAAACGUUCUACAACGAGCGAUUACUCGAGCACGUCUGAGAAAAGACGCAAGAGAUGGCGAGACUGGAAGGAGGGAAAUCGAUACCUAAAGCAAAUUAGGGGUUAACGUUGACACACUUUGUUACAUUUCGCAAGAAAAAAAGAAAGAAGAAGAGGUGUACGUUGUCGAGAGCUCUCCGCUUGUGCGCGAGUCGGAGGCACUUGAGAAAGUUUUACCAUCUGGUAACGAGAAAGUACUUUUGUUCUAUAGUGCCGUCGGUAAAUUCUACAUUCAUUUCUGAACGCGUUUAGAUCGACUCUCAUGGAAAUCUCCUCGACCAGGCCAGUUUCUCGUCGUAAACAACACAAAGCGCGCAUGUAAAUUCUUCCAUAUAACUUCUAGUUGUACUAGUAAAGGAGAGGGGUUGUUGGAUGCAUUUCGAAUUGAUUGGUGUGGUUGCUCAGGGUUCACAACAUGCUAUAUGCCAAAAUACAUUCGGUAGCACUAAACAACAAGCAAUAAUAGAGAUGUAGUGUUAAAGAGAUACUUUUUAAACACGCUGUUGAAACAAUGAUACAAUUGAAUAGUACGUGGAAUAUAUAUCGAUAAAAGGAAUUAUUAUUACACACUGAAGUAAUAAUAAUCAUUUUAGAACUGUUGCAAGGCGAUUAUAUUAAGUCAUAGAGAGUUUAAUUAAUGAUAAAGUUCUAUAUCAGUUUUCUUUUCUCUUUUUUUUUGUAGAUAUGUAUAGAGGCAUAAUCAACAUCUGCUGUCGCGAAGCCUGUCCCAACAGUAACGAGACCUAUUGUUUUCAAACGUAGCGCGGCGAUUUCCGACAUCAAAAUCAUAGCCCGGUUUGAAGCCUAGUGUUACCAUUAUUUUACUUCAAAAGGUGCUAUAGUCCCGUUAUUUUUGAGACAGGCCAAUCGUAUUCAAUAGAGAAAAAGAGCGAGGGGAGAGAUCGAUAAUAUAUUUAAAAACAAUUACACGCAUACAUACUUCUAUGUACAUGUGUAUAUAUGUAUAUAAAAUGUAUGUAUAACGUGCAUGUAUAUGCAGAUGUACACAUUACACGCAUCAAGCCCGACAUACUCAUUUGUGUAUUUACAGUCGGACUCCCCGAUUCUCGAGAUGAGAACGACCUUUCCGCUCUCCCUUUCGAUUCGCGCGCACACAAAAUGCAAAUUCCAUCGUAUGUGAUGAGUAACGAGUGUGAAAGGACGAAACAGCCAGAGGUGUCGCGUUUACGGAGGUACAACUGCUUGAGAACAAGGGAGUUUGAUUGUACGUGUACACAGGGUGUUCUUAAAUUUCUGACGAGGAACGUUUCCGAAAAACUGAGUCAUAAAGCACGUCCUUGUCCGUUUUCUCUUAGACUCCCAACAGUUUUCAAUCCGCAAGUAGUAUGUUCGAACUUUGUUCAGUAUUGGAUAAUCGUUUAUCCGUAGAACCGGUUGAUACUAAUUUUACGCGCUAGACAAUUUACAGGCAGAAGUACACGCGAAUGUCCGACUAUUUAAUUCAUUAUACAUUGUAGAUUUUAUAUUAGACUUUCCAUUCUUUCGCGAUUGAAGAAGACUUAGUUUUUCGUAGACCGUCCGUCACAACGUUCUCACACACGUAAAAGUGAGGGCACCCUGCAUGUAAGCACACACACACACACAUACGCACAUACACACACAUCCCGUGUGCAUCGUUGCGCAUGUACAACAUAUGUGCCACAAACUUAUUAUCAAAAAAACAUAUUCAAAAAGAAAAUAAAAAGAUAUUGAGAUACCUUCAACGUGGUCUCGACACGAGGAAAUGUUAUCAUUUCACAUCUUUUUCUACUCUCUUUGUGGCUUUCAAAAUGAUUUUGAACAGUGUUGUACAUAUGUAGACCUAAUGUAUCCACAGACCAGUUUUAGUAUUCAGUUGGAAACUGAAUAUACAGCGACCGUGCUGAGAUGUUAAUUAAAAUCGGAUGGAGAUGAAAAAUAGCGCUACAUGGAAAGACAACCUAUUUUUAUAAGAAAAACCCGUAACACUAAGAGAGAGAAAGAGAGAGAGAGAGAGAAGAGAGGGAAGGACUUGAUAAUACCUUGUAAUUGUAAGAUAUGUACGUGUGCUACAAAGACAUGCGAGAGAAUAUUAGGCAAACUGGUCUUGUAUACAUUAAUACGUAGUUGAGUAUAGAGAGAACAUAUAUUUUUACAGGGCGCUGCCCGCGUGAUAAAGGUUCUUCCUAGUAAUUCGCUGGUACGCAGUUUAUUAGCUUAAAUAUCACUCUACAAAGUAUAAAUAUUAGUGACUCUGUCUCUGAAUGAGAGGGAGAGAGAAAGAGAGAGAGAAACGUAACUGUUGUAGCGCAGCCUGAUACGAUUUCUACAUAUCAACGUUCAUGAUGCGCGAAACGUGCUCCAACAAUUUCGUAAAUGCAUUCUAUUUGUCAUUUCGGAAUUCAUCCGGGAUUACUUGCGACGAUCCUUUGAUAUAUCGCUCAAAGAGCUCAGCGUCAGCACUAUAGAAUGCUAGUUUCAUAGCAUAAUUACGUACGCCACUGUAGAAUUCAAACAGUGUCUUAAAUAAUUGAUAAUUUCGAAGCGUUCGACUUUCGUUAAUUUCGGUUUCUAUUAAAGCAGUAGAUCAGUCGUGACAAAUUGAAAAGACGAAAAUCUCACACGGGGGAUAUCCUCUAAAGAGAACUAGAAGACAAUUUGUAUAAUACGCAGGAUGCGCUACAUCAAAUAUUUUAUGUGAUUGUAGCUAGUCAGCUACACCAGAAGAAAAUUCAAUCGGAAGGUGCAAGAAAGAAUGCCAUGCUCAAUAUGAUAAAUAUCGAAUCUACUAAAUAAAGAGAAAAGAGAAUAUUAUUUAAAUAAAAUUUAAGAAACUACCGAAAGAAUUAAUUUCCAAGACUUUUCCAUCUUCUAACUUUAAAUUAUUCUACGUAUCACGUUGUAUUAAACGUACUCUGCUCAACAUUACAUAACUUGUAUGAAAUUUAGCUGCAUGCGAUCUACCUUUUUUUUGUUUUUGAAUUUUAUUUUACUGUUGUUAUCUCUGUGAUAUAAUUGCAAGGGUGAAUACGAUAUUAUCGUUGUUAUACUUCAGUGUAUCCGAAGUUUUAGAAUUCUAUAUAUUAUGUUGUUUAACGAAAAAGAGUUUUAUAUACAUAUAUCUAAUAUAUAAAUAUUAUUAAUUAACUGGCAUUCUUACUCACACCUCGAAUACUCUACCUUGAUAUCGACCUUAAAACAAGCUGGCAUCUUCAAACUGAUAAUCGUAUGGAAAUUUAAUGUUAUAGCUUCACGAUUUGUUAACAUUCUCUUAGUCUAGCUCGCGUUUGCUACGACUGAAGAUCUGCUCUUCCACGUAUAGCUAAUUCUAAAUUAAUCGGCUAUAGAGAGCGGGAUGCCAUUGAUCAUAAUACUGUGUAGCUAAUCGAUAGGUUUAAAGAGCGUAGAAUUAAAUCGAUUAGUCGCAUAAUUUAAAGCAAUACACCAGUAAAUCCUGACAUUGGGCGAAAUACUCUAGUCAGCCGGUUUUUCGCUGAAGGAAAUGGGCUUAUGUGCAAUCGCGUUAAUCGCGGAGUCGGUACGACGACAGGAUAGACUGUUACUCUGUAAUUGCAUUAGAAAGAAUAAGUAUUAACAUCGCAUGCAUCCUUCUUUUCUUCUUAACGCAUGGCGCCGACUCAUUAUACACGAUAGAAAUUCGUAAAAUUCACAAUUAUUCGUUUUACGCGGGGACGCGCUGUUAUCACAACCGGCUGACGGGCGAAGUCAUCCUAUGACAGACACCAAAAAAAA